Messenger RNA from Hydra vulgaris (swiftwater hydra), 1291 nucleotides. RefSeq lists its product as uncharacterized. NCBI's taxonomy places the organism in Eukaryota, Metazoa, Cnidaria, Hydrozoa, Anthoathecata, Hydridae. Gene Ontology annotation, molecular function: GTP binding. The record is from RefSeq and is a predicted model, not a curated record.
UAAAAUUUCUAGGAACUGUUUAAUUCGUUGAAUUAACAGACUUACGAGAGUAAUUCUUUUCUGUGAUUAGUAAGAAAUUACUACUAACUUUCUUUUUUACUUUUCUUUACAAAAAACUGCUCUCUCAUUUUGACAAAAAAUAAAACAAGUUGCAACAAUAUUCGAAUUGUUUGAAAAGCUGUCAAGGAGACAAGGAUGUCGGAGGAAACAGCUCCGUUGAUAGAAAAAUUUGAUGUUUUAAAACCAAACUUGAAUAAAGUUGUUGUCGUUGUGGGAUCAACAGGAACUGGGAAAUCUACUAUUAUCAAUAUGUUAUAUAAUGACUCUGUCUUGAAAGAAAACUUAAAUCAACCAUGUGAAAUAGGAGCAACAUCGAAUUCGGUCACUAAAAAAAUGUUGUGGUUAUUUAACGCUCGAGAUCUUACAAUAUACGCGGAUACAGUUGGGCUCAGCGAUCCUCAUCAGUCAGACCUUCAAAUUGCAACAGAUCUAAAGAAAUUUUUAGAAACAUCAAAAGGUGGCGUCCACUGCAUUAUUAUUGUUUUAAAAUACGGUCGCAUAACUCGUGAAGAACGAAUAAAUUUGGAAAUAAUUGAAAAACUGUUUGACAAAAGUUGGAUAAACAAUUGCAUUGUUGUUGCAACAUUCUUUGAUGGAGAAGUUAACUCUGACACUCAGAUGAUUGAUGACGAUGCUCAAGAAAAAGCAAUUAUUGGAUGGACUCAUGAUGACGUAGAAACAUCAUCAUUAUUUAACAAAGUCAAAGGAAAAGUAAUUUUAACCGAUAAUUCAUUGGGAAGGCACGAGCAAGCUAACAGAAAGCUAAGACAACAGUGUUUAGACAAACUCAAGUUGUUUAUUGAGAGUUGCACAGAUCUAGUUGCUCCAGCACCAAUAACUUGGCUAGACAUUGUUCAUCGUUUACUUGAGAAAUGGUUUUCAUUUUACCGAGUAAAAGCUGCAAAUGAUCGAAUGAAAAAAAUUAUAGAUCAUCUUGCAAAAGAAUAUGAAAAAGACCAGCUACAAACAAACGAUUGCCCUGUGUGUUUGGAAAAUGUGCUUUAUAAAGACAUGGCUCAAACUAGAUGUAACCACAUUUUUCAUUAUAAAUGUAUUUUAUUAGCAAUUAACGAGCGUGGUGGACCAUGUCCUAUUUGUCGCAGCCCUGUUUUUCAAGUCUACUCAACUGCUGGUCUAAUGUCAUAAUAAAACGCAGACAUGAAUAACGCAUAAACGUAUAAUUGUAUUUACAAAUAUAUAUAAUAAGUGGCAAAUAAAUAUUUUUAAUCUA